UGUGGCGCUAAGUUGAGUUGUUCUUCGGUGCAACGUGAAUCUCCACUUUGGAAGUAACUAGCUCUCGUAUCAGUCUGAAGUAGUUCGCCAAAAGCGAUUUUCUUCGACUAUCGGUGUAAAGUUUUUAGUUUUUAUCACAAGUUACCAGUUUAGGAAGUCGUCAGAAGUUCACGCUGGAACAUGGCCGCUUUUGUGGAACCACAUUUUGAGGCCUGGGUGCAACAGGCAACCGUGGCCAACCUGACGGUCGUCGAUAAGGUCCCUGCCGAUAUGCUGCACAUGGUUAACGCGCACUGGUAUCAGUUUCCGCCAAUGAACCCGCUGUGGCAUUCCAUGCUCGGAUUCGCCAUCUUCAUCCUGUCCUUCAUUUCCCUGGUCGGAAAUGGAUGUGUGAUGUACAUUUUUACCGGCACCAAGACACUCCGCACCCCAUCCAACCUGCUAGUGGUCAAUCUAGCAUUCUCGGACUUCCUGAUGAUGUUCACAAUGGGACCGCCAAUGGUGAUCAACUGCUACUACGAAACCUGGGUUCUGGGACCGUUCGCUUGCGAGCUGUACGGCAUGUUCGGAUCACUGUUCGGUUGUGUCUCGAUCUGGACCAUGACACUGAUUGCCUUCGAUCGUUACAACGUCAUCGUCAAGGGUCUCUCGGCCAAGCCUAUGUCCAACAACGGAGCUCUGCUGCGUAUCCUCGGUGUGUGGGUUGCCACCCUGGCCUGGACACUUGCUCCCUUCUUCGGAUGGAAUCGAUAUGUUCCGGAGGGUAACAUGAGCGCCUGCGGUACCGAUUACCUCACAGACACCUUCCAGAGCCGCUCGUACAUUCUGGUAUACUCGAUCUUCGUGUACUUCGCGCCCCUGUUGCUGAUCAUCUACUCCUACAUCUUCAUCAUUAAGGCCGUAUCAGCCCACGAGAAGAGCAUGCGCGAGCAGGCCAAGAAGAUGAACGUCUCAUCGCUGCGCUCCCAGGAAACUUCAAGCACCAGCACCGAAAUGAAGCUGGCCAAGGUUGCCCUCGUUACCAUCUCGCUGUGGUUCCUGGCCUGGACGCCGUAUUUGAUCAUCAACUACACUGGUAUCUUCAAGGCUGCCCCCAUCACGCCCCUGGCCACCAUUUGGGGAUCACUUUUUGCCAAGGCAAAUGCCGUCUACAAUCCGAUCGUGUACGGUAUCAGCCACCCGCGGUACCGCGCUGCCCUCUAUCAGAAGUUCCCGUCGUUGUCCUGCACGGAUGCUCCCGAAGACAGCCAGUCGGUGGCUUCCGGAACUACAGCGGUCGUGGCCGCCGAAGAGAAGCCAUCCGCGUAAAUGGCCGCUGAUUACCGGAUCGAUUAAAGAGGAUUGUUUUGAGGUUUUUGAUGUUGUACGUUGUUAAUGUUAUUUAAUUUCUAUUUUUUUUAUUGUAUUAGCGUAGCUAGAUGCAAGAGCAAAUAAAAGUAAUUUGCUAUAAA
Molecule: messenger RNA, 1451 nt
Organism: Uranotaenia lowii
Lineage: Eukaryota; Metazoa; Arthropoda; Insecta; Diptera; Culicidae
Product: opsin-1-like
Exons: 2
Coding region: 181-1308 (375 amino acids)
Biological process (GO): phototransduction; visual perception; G protein-coupled receptor signaling pathway
Cellular component (GO): membrane
Molecular function (GO): G protein-coupled receptor activity
Source: RefSeq, a predicted model, not a curated record